Messenger RNA from Stegostoma tigrinum, 6196 nucleotides. RefSeq names its product PTPRF interacting protein alpha 2 (gene ppfia2). Gene Ontology annotation, molecular function: protein binding. The transcript is spliced from 30 exons. The record is from RefSeq and is a predicted model, not a curated record. Gene Ontology annotation, biological process: synapse organization. Gene Ontology annotation, cellular component: presynaptic active zone. NCBI's taxonomy places the organism in Eukaryota, Metazoa, Chordata, Chondrichthyes, Orectolobiformes, Stegostomatidae. The coding region runs from base 880 to 4581 and encodes 1233 amino acids.
ACAAUACAAAUGAUGCUUUGUGCAUUAAACUAGACGGUGUUGAUAAUGAUGCCAGCUGAGUCGGUGAGUAAAAAUGCAAUCAGUUCCAAGGAGCCAAGUGCAAACACGCAUUCACUGAAAGGGGGUAGGUGAUGGCAGCAGAAGCGUCCAUGUAGAGACAUUGGUGGGGGCUCACGCGUCACUCUCCCCGUCACCCGGCGCGCGCCCUCCGGCUCGAGCCGCCCUCCAGCACGAGCUUGCUUGCAACUCGCUCCGAAAUUUCCAGCUAGGUUCACUUCGUAAAAUCCACCCUACUCCACAUUCAAACUAUCGAAAUGAGAAUCAUUGUCGUGUGAUUACUCUUUCCACCGGCUCUCGUUGCUUGCAUAUUAACCCCUGCACUGUCAUCACGCCGUCAGUUCAGGCGGGUGGAGAAAAGGGAACCAAUCGCCAGUCUGGCUUGUAGAAGCGAGACAUCCGCCUUGGUGACCGUUAACAGCAGUGCCGCGGCUGUUUUUUUUUAAAUUUUAUGUUUUGGAUGUGCGGGGGUCGUACCUACUGAGGUUCGUCGGAGAAGAUGUGAGCAGAGAAAUGCGCAGGAGGAGAGCAGCAACGCCGGCGUCGCUGCGGCUGUCAUUGUUCAUCUCCGAAAAGCGAAAGACCGAGAGGGAGAGGUUUUCGUAAAUAAAUAAUAAAAGAAGGUGGGGGCAUCAAGUGACGGAAGGUGCCAGGGCUGUUCAAAUGCCAUUUAGACGGGGGAAACGGAAUGUCGAGCUGAACUAUAUACGUUUUGGUGUGCGUGUAUGUGAGCUGUGAAGAUUUUGAUUUGCCUGUGUUUGAUUUCGGCUGCAAGCUUCUUUGCCCAGUUGUCAUCUCGAGGGGCUCGGACUCUGCACGACCAUGAUGUGCGAGGUGAUGCCCACAAUCAGCGAGGACACCCUCAGCCAGAGGGGCUCCCAGAGUAGCUCGGAGGACUCCAAUUUCGAACAGUUGAUGGUCAACAUGCUGGAUGAGCGUGACCGGCUACUCGACACCCUCCGGGAGACCCAGGAAAGCUUGGCGCUAGCACAAGGCAAACUUCAGGAUGUCAUCUACGACAGAGAUUCUCUGCAGCGCCAACUUAACUCCGCAUUACCCCAGGAAUUUGCUGCACUGACAAAAGAAUUAAAUACUUGUAGAGAACAACUGCUGGAAAAAGAAGAGGAAAUUUCUGAACUUAAGGCUGAGAGGAACAAUACACGACUGUUGUUGGAACAUUUGGAAUGCCUAGUGUCAAGACACGAACGAUCACUGAGAAUGACAGUGGUGAAGCGACAAGCUCAAUCCCCUUCAGGGGUUUCCAGUGAAGUUGAGGUUUUGAAGGCAUUAAAGUCACUUUUUGAGCACCAUAAGGCUUUAGAUGAGAAGAUAGCAAUACAACAAGAGCAAACAGUCCACACCCAGAAGAAUGAAGAAUUAAUAGAAUCAGAACUUCCUGAGGGAGCAGAGCAAAGUCAAAAGAUCCACGGAAAGCCUCUUUCUAAUGGUUCUAUUGACCCUCAUGAUAAAAAUAAUGAAGUUGUGGAACUACAAGAAUUACUGGACAAACAGAAUUAUGAGAUGACACAAGCAAAAGAGCGACUAUCAACAUUGUCUGGCCAGUUAGCUGAAGUGGAACAAGACCUAGAGACAGCCAGAAAAGAACUGAUUAAGUCUGAAGAAAUGAGUACUAAAUACCAGAGAGAUAUCAGAGAGGUAAUCGCUCAGAAAGAGGAUAUGGAAGAAAGGAUAACGACUUUGGAAAAGCGGUACCUUAAUGUGCAGAGAGAAUCAACUUCAUUACAUGACAUAAAUGACAAGCUUGAAAAUGAAUUAGCAAAUAAGGAUGCAUUCCUACGCCAGCUUGAGGAAAAAAAUAGACAGCUGCAGGAACGUCUGGAACAUGCCGAACAGAAGCUACAACAAACAAUGAAGAGAGCAGAAACAUUACCAGAGGUAGAAGCUGAACUUGCCCAGAGAAUUGCAGCUCUGACAAAGUCUGACCCAACCUCUUCUACCUCAUCUGAUGAUUAUCCCUAUGUUUUGGAAGCAAACCUGCAAGAAAUGAUGACCAUGCUUAGGAAGGCAGAAGAGAGACACGGCAGCAUAGAAGAACGUUUGAGGCACUUGGAGACUCAGCUUGAAGAAAAGAAUCAGGAACUUCAGAGGGCCCGUCAAAGAGAGAAGAUGAAUGAAGAGCACAAUAAGAGACUGUCUGACACAGUGGACAGAUUGCUCACGGAGUCUAAUGAGCGACUUCAACUGCAUCUAAAAGAGCGAAUGGCUGCAUUAGAAGAUAAGAAUAUGUUGAUUCAAGAAUCUGAACUGCUAAGGAAACAACUAGAGGAGUCUCUUCAUGAUAAGGAACGAUUAGCAGAAGAAGUUGAAAAGUUUCACUCCGAGGUUCAACAAAUGAAAAUGCAAUCUGCUGCUUUGUUGGACCCAGCCAAGUCCAGGCCACGUUUGGAUACUUCACCUGAUAUGCGAUAUUCCAUGGGCUCAUUGAUAGAUAGCCAAUCUGACCAUUAUAGGUCUUCCAAAAUGCUAAGGAGAUCACAGAAGGGGCGUGUAACAGGACACAGAGAAGAACCAAAGAUGCAAACAAUUGGGGACAAAGAAUGGAGCAGAACUCAACAUAUUAGCAUGCUGAGCAGCCAACAGUUUGAGAGUGACACUGAAAUGUCAGACAUUGAUGAUGAUGACAGAGAAACCAUAUUUAGUUCCAUGGAUCUUCUUUCACCUAGUGGGCAUUCUGAUGCUCAGACUCUUGCUAUGAUGCUGCAAGAACAACUUGAUGCUAUUAAUAAUGAAAUAAGGUUAAUUCAGGAGGAAAAGGAGUCAACUGAACUUCGUGCAGAGGAAAUUGAGAAUCGAGUAGGCAGUGUUAGUCUUGAAGGUUUAAAUUUGGCCAGAAUGCAUCCAGUGAGAUCUAUUACAGGCUCUGCCACUGCUUCAUCAUUAGCUAGCUCCUCCCCACCAAUCAGUGGACAUUCAACUCCCAAAUUCAGAGCACGCAGCCCUGCCCGAGACAUUGAUCGUAUGGGCGUCAUGACAUUGCCAAGUGACCUAAGGAAGCAUCGGAGAAAGAUUGCAGCUGUGCAGGAAGAAGGUCGUGAAGAUAAAGCCACAAUAAAAUGUGAAACAUCACCACCAUCAACACCAAGAGCAGUAAGAAUGACACACACCCUACCCUCCUACCAUGAUGAAGAACGUAGUUUUUCAGCAUCAAUAGAAGCAGAAAUGGGCAACUAUAGCAGUACAAGUAGCCAAGACUCACUUCAUAAAGCACAAAAGAAGAAAGGAAUCAAAUCUUCUAUUGGCCGUUUGUUUGGCAAAAGAGAGAAAGGACGGUUAGCACAUCUUAGCAAAGACCAUUUGGCUUCAGUUCAAGGCAUUUUUGACGCAGAAAUUGGUAACCCAGAUUCCCUUGGACUGGGAAAACUCGGAACUCAAGCUGAAAAAGAUAGAAGAUUGAAGAAAAAGCAUGAAUUGUUAGAGGAAGCCCGGAGAAAAGGUUUGCCAUUUGCACAAUGGGAUGGACCGACAGUCGUCGCGUGGCUUGAGCUAUGGCUUGGAAUGCCUGCAUGGUACGUUGCUGCUUGCCGUGCAAAUGUGAAAAGUGGUGCCAUCAUGUCUGCCCUGUCUGACACUGAGAUCCAAAGAGAAAUUGGAAUCAGUAAUCCUCUUCAUCGCUUAAAACUCAGACUGGCGAUCCAAGAGAUGGUGUCACUAACAAGCCCAUCGGCACCCCCAACAUCGAGAACACCUUCAGGAAAUGUCUGGGUGACCCAUGAGGAAAUGGAAAACUUAACAUCUGCUACAAGAAUGGAGUCUGAAGAAGGCAGUUGGGCUCAGACAUUGGCUUAUGGUGACAUGAAUCAUGAAUGGAUUGGUAAUGAAUGGCUUCCUAGCCUAGGAUUACCGCAGUAUCGCAGCUACUUCAUGGAAUGUCUAGUAGAUGCUAGAAUGCUGGAUCAUUUGACAAAGAAAGAUCUUCGUAUUCAUUUAAAAAUGGUGGAUAGCUUUCACCGGACAAGUCUACAGUAUGGUAUUAUGUGCUUGAAACGGUUGAACUAUGAUCGAAAAGAACUGGAGAAGAGAAGAGAACUAAGCCAACAUGAAAUUAAAGAUGCAAUAGUGUGGAGCAAUGACCGUGUAAUCAGGUGGAUACUGUCCAUUGGCCUUCGAGACUAUGCAAACAACCUCAUGGAAAGUGGUGUUCAUGGAGCACUCCUAGCCUUGGAUGAAAACUUUGACUAUAGCAGUUUGGCUUUAAUACUUCAAAUUCCCACUCAAAACACACAGGCAAGGCAGGUACUUGAAAGAGAGUAUAAUAAUCUUCUUGCACUUGGAACAGAGCGGGCUCUUGAUGAUGAUGAUGAGAAAAACUUCCAGCGAAGGCCAUCCUGGAGAAAACAGUUCCCUUCCCGUGAAGUUCAUGGAAUCAGCAUGAUGCCUGGAUCUUCUGAAACACUUCCUGCAGGUUUCAGAUUAACAACCACAUCCACAAAAAGAUCAUCUGAUGUCGGCACAUCAGGAAUGCAAAGGAUAGACAAUUCCACCAUUCGGACUUACUCUUGCUGACAGCCAGGGAAGUUGAAACAGCAUUAUUUUGAGUACAUUCCUGAUGCCUGUAAGGAAAAACAUUAAUUGCCUUUGAAGACUGACACAAUCAACAGCAAUUUGCCAGCUGGAUGAGUUGGAUGUUGCUGAUAGGGGGAACAGUUGCACAGUUUAAUGAUGAUUCUUGUGAAAAUAUUAGUAUAUUUAAGGGUUAUGAUUUGUAAAUGUCAAUUUAUUUCACUAUCAACUGAGUUGAUAUUGUUCGGUAAAUGUUUGACAAAAAUCACUGCACUCACCCUUUUUCAACAUUACAGUGUAGUAAUGAAGGUGUUUUAGCAAUAUUAUAUCACUGUCCUUUGUUCCUGACUCAGUUUAUGUACUGUGUAUUUAUUAUACCUGUUUGUUGUAUGUAAAUGAAUAUAAAUAUUUUCUAAAAAAACAAAAAAAAAAUUUAUAUAUAGGUUUAAUUAGAACACACUUCAUUGUCAAAUAAUUCUGCUGUUUGUACCUUACCAUUUGCCAUAGAAUUUGAGAUAUUUAAUACAUAGAAAAAAAUCACUUUUACAAGAAUUUAGUAAACAAUUGCAGUUUGGACUGUAGUUUUAGUUAACUUCCUAACUUUUUAACAUGCAGUUGAAGCUGGAAUCCUGCCACAAUUCAGAUUUGAACAUCUGAAAACCUUACAUUUCAGAAAAAACUUUCCUGUGGACUUAUUUAAAGUGAUGAGUCUGUAUACAGAUAGCAGAAAAGCAUUGCAAUGGUAAAAUAGCAAGCUGCUGUUUACAAGCCAUGAUGGCAGACUUUAUUUCUGGAUCCUAUUCUUCAAGCCAAUACUAAAUUUGACUUAUGGACCAAGUUCUAUUCUUCAGCUUUCGUCAGCAUUGUGCUAUUAAGAUCUCAAGAUGUGAGCAAAAUUUUCCAACAGAGUAUAUUUGGUGUUGGCACUUAGAACAAAACUUCAGUCUUUCUAACUUGACAUUUGGUGAAUUCUCUCAAAUUGUGUGCAAGCUUCUGCCAAGCUUGCCUUGCAAAGACUUUGUACUGUUAAAUUCACUUUAUUAGACAAAGCAACUGAAGGACAGUGUUAUGCAAAAAAACAUACAAAGUGUUAGCAAUCUGAUCAGAUUUAUUGUCUGACAUAGUAUUAUUUGUUAUAUUGUUACACUUUAAUUGUAAAAAAAAGUUGAGAUAUAUUGUGAUCGCAUUAAUAUUCUAGGUGCAAGCUAGAGCUACUUCGACUUCAGCUUUAUUGUCCUUUAGUUAUUUCUCUUUGCUGUUCUGUAUGAUCAAGCACUUUGUUCAGUUCCAGAUUUGUUUACUGCCUGAUUUCAGUCAAAGCUAAUGGUGAUAUAGUUAUUUUGCACUGUCAAUAAAGAGUACUACUGUCAUGUGCUGUUUUGAAAGUUACUUCAACGAAGCAAUAUGAAGUGGAUUGUUCAACUGCUCUUUAUACGAAGGAAUUCCAUAAGCUAUUUGCACUAUAUUUUUUAAGGGUUUCUAACAAAGUUAUAGCAAGAGAUCCGAGAAACACCAUCUCUCAGAACAUUUUACCACUUUCAAGCAACCAAUUCCUUCCAAGUUAAGGUCACUGUAGUCUGUUAUAACUGUGUAUCUUAAAAGCAAACUGAACACUUAC